UGGAGCCUGUCCACAUUAAAGAAGAGACUGAACUGGAGCCUGUCCACAUUAAAGAAGAGACUGAACUGAAGCCUUUCUACAUUAAAGAGGAGGAGACUGACCUGGAGCCUGUCUACAUUAAACAGGAGAUGCCUGAACUGAAGCCUUUCUACAUUGAAGAGGAGUCUAAUGCCUUGUUUAAGGAUUCAGAAAACAUAUCCCUACCACAGAUAUCACAUCAGUGUAGAGAUUGUGGGAAGAGCUUCAGUUUGUUAGGAAACCUAAAAUCACACCAACGAAUUCACACUGGAGAGAAGCCGUAUCACUGUAGUGAAUGUGGAAAGAGCUUCUGUCGGUUAGGAGACCUAAAAAUACACCAACAAAUUCACACUGGAGAGAAGCCAUAUCAAUGUAGUGAAUGUGGAAAGAGCUUCCGUCGGUUAGGAGACCUAAAAAGACACCAAAAAAUUCACACUGGAGAGAAGCCGUAUCAAUGUGCUGUAUGUGUAAAGAGCUUCUGUCAGUUAGGAGACCUAAAAAAACACCAGAAAAUUCACACUGGAGAAAAGCCGUAUCACUGUUUUGAAUGUAGGGUGAGCUUCAGUCGGUUAGAAAACCUGAAAACACACAAGCGAAUUCACACUGGAGAGAAGCCGUAUCACUGUACUGACUGUGGGAAGAGCUUCAAACAGUCAGACACCCUAAAAAAACACCAGCGAAUUCACACUGGAGAGAAGCCGUAUCACUGUUCUGACUGUGGGAGGAACUUCACUGAAUCAGGACACCUAAAAAAACACCAGCGAAUUCACACUGGAGAGAGGCCAUAUCACUGUUUAGAAUGUGGGAGGAGCUUCACUGAAUCAGGACACUUAAAAAAACACCAGCAAACUCACACUGGAUUCAGCCUCCCACCGUCCCAAUCCCUCACCUCUCCACCCUGCUUGUUUAAGUGCGUGGAGAGCUGACUGAUGAACGGGGUCCCCAGGAGUGAGAGCCAACCUGAAUCCAGACACUGAGAAGGGGAGCCUGUCAAACUGAAGGAGACAAACCCAUUCUUUCAGAAUGAACUGGAGAGCCCUGGGAUUCAGCUCCACUCCUGCCCUUGAAUUGGAAAUUAAUUUCACUCAUGAUGGUUUGAGGAUUUAGGACAGAGUUGCAGGGUCAUUCUACUUAGAAGGGACACAUUGGAAAUAUAUGCCAAGAUUUUUCUCUGAACUCUUGUAUGUGUGAUACAAACCCAACACAAUAAAACAAGCUGCCAAAAACACAUAUGAUAUUUUUUAAAUGUAAUCUGAGCUGUAAAUGUAUAUAUAGCAUUACUGUACCAAUGUCAGUGAGUACAGUGUAUGAUACAUACAUUGUUUAAAAUAGUUUUGAGUUCCUGUACGUUUUCCAGUAUCUCUGUAUAUAAAGGGUGUGUGAGAAAUUCGUAAUUUAAUUCUUUGUAAAAUGACAUAUCAAAUCUUAAACUGAGACUUCAGAUAGUUUGAUGUUAAUUAAGUUUGUCUUCCCCCUUCCCCUUGACAUUCUCUAGAUCUGCUUCAAAUGACUAGAUAAUAGUAACAGAUAUACGUAUAUUAUAAAAAACACAACCCCUCAGUGGAUAUUCAUCUAGUCAUAUAUUCACAAACAAAAGGGCAGAGGUCCCUAACAAAAAACCUUUGACAUAAACUAUCAUAAUAUUACUACUGACUUCAGAUGGUGUGAUGUUAAUUGAGUUUGUCUUUCCCCUUCCUUCCCUUUAACAUUCUCUAGAUCUGCUUCAAAGAACUAGAUAUUAGUAACAGAGGGAUUGUAAAGAUUUCCUUUGGAUAUUAGUUUAGAUUCCCUGCUGUACUGACCUGCCAGUCUGGUAUCAACAAACAGCUGAUUCUUAUCUUUUAAUUAAGAAUAAUACAGUAAAUGUACAGUAAAUGGUUAAGAAGUGUGACAACUGGUGAAUAUGUAGUGUCAUGACUCUCUCCCAUGAAAUGAAUUGUUACCAUUAAACCUUUAAGGGAAUAGAAAUUCCUGAUUUCCUUGUUCUAAAAGUGAAUUGAAAAACAAACCUUUAUGUGGGUAUAGUUUUAACUUGUUUAACAGUCUCAGGGUUUUAGAUUUACUGAAACUAGUAGAUUGAAACAUAACAAUUAAGUAAAACUUACUGAUAAAUUGGUUUUAGAAUCAUUUUAAUAACUUGGACACAAGUUUAAGAGAAGAGUUGUUUAAGUAUGUUUCCCAAUAAAAUUUAAAUGUGUUAAAAGCGAAUAAUGUUUAAAAGAUUUUACCUGUUGUAUAAUGUGUUUAACAUGCUUGUAACGGUAAUUUAGUUAGGAGAAUGAAACCGAAAUGUGCAUCCUUCUAUGAUCAAUAUAACUAAAGUUAGAACAGAAUGAAGCUUUGUUCUGUAAAUGUUAUGAAUCCUGUUCUAUUUGUGCAUGGAGGUGGGAGAGCUACCUGUGUUAAUGACGCACAUUGCUUGUGUAAAAGUAAACGUCAUUCAAACUCAAAGUGAUUGGAUCACUAAAGUAAACACUUCUUUGGGUGCUAUCUAUAUAUAAAGCAAGCAUGAACUUGUUCUCUUUAUCUUGGAUUCUGAGUCAUCUCGCAAUGAAGUAGCCAUUGAGCCGUCGCUUGAAUGCUGCUCCAUUUGAAGCACUAAUGCUGACAUCCUCCCAAGAUAUCGACUCCACAUCCAUCUGCAACUGUGUGUUACAGAGAAGACCAACUGCAUUCCUACUAUGUUUUUCAACAAUGACCACACCUCCAGAACAAGUAUUACCUUUCAAAGACUUUAGGUUUCAAGUAAAAUACCAUGUUUGUUUAGGAAAUAUCUACAUGCAAACUAGAAGGAAAAAUGGUUUGGCAUCGCCUGAAAUUUUAGGAUUAAGGUAAAAAACACUAUGAACUGUGGCAAAGUACCUGAAGGGAAGUGUACACAGUGAACCACUAUUCCCCUGUACAGGACUUGUAUAAAAGAAGUGGGAAAAAUAGACUGCAGUACCAGCGUGUUGAUCACUAGAGGUCAUCGGUCUGCAGAAAUCAGAGCCUCAUCUGCGGUUAGCCCUUUUAUAAGAUGUUCAGGUGAAGGGAAUGCUUUGUUUAGCAAUUACAGCCAGGGUAGAAAAGGUCUGUUGUUCUGCAGCUCUUAAAGCGGAGAGGAGCCAAUAAAGAGUACAGAUGACAGAGUCAUGACAUUUAAUAGAGAAAAGAUGACAUUUAAUGACAUUAAAUGACAUUUAAUAGAGAAAAGUGUAAGGUACU
Messenger RNA from Polyodon spathula (Mississippi paddlefish), 3222 nucleotides. Its product is annotated as zinc finger protein 239-like. Bases 129 to 944 code for a protein of 271 amino acids. Gene Ontology annotation, biological process: regulation of transcription by RNA polymerase II. Lineage: Eukaryota; Metazoa; Chordata; Actinopteri; Acipenseriformes; Polyodontidae. Gene Ontology annotation, molecular function: DNA-binding transcription factor activity; RNA polymerase II cis-regulatory region sequence-specific DNA binding. The record is from RefSeq and is a predicted model, not a curated record. The transcript has a single exon.